Messenger RNA from Amphiprion ocellaris (clown anemonefish), 7041 nucleotides. RefSeq names its product solute carrier family 6 member 17 (gene slc6a17). The transcript has 12 exons. Bases 473 to 2665 code for a protein of 730 amino acids. The record is from RefSeq and is a predicted model, not a curated record. NCBI's taxonomy places the organism in Eukaryota, Metazoa, Chordata, Actinopteri, Pomacentridae. Gene Ontology annotation, biological process: glycine transport; proline transport; alanine transport. Gene Ontology annotation, cellular component: synaptic vesicle; plasma membrane.
UCCCACAACUGAGCCACAACCACGUGGAAACCGGAGGUGCGGUCGGGUGCUUUCUUUUUUUUUUUUUUAACACAUUUAUUUUGGCUGAGCUGCACAAACAUCGUUAAAGCGCCGAAGCGAGACAAACGAUAAAUCAACACCUGCACAGGUUAACGUGACUGUAGCGGCGGAACUUGUGGCAGGCGUGGAGCUCCUGCGUCAGACUUUACGCACUAUGCGCCCUGGAAGCUCCGUGUUUUCGCGUCUCUUUGCGCGCAGAGAUGUUGCAUACGGAGCCAGUGCCUGAAUGAAGAUAGCGUUUACUCACGUUGGAUUAACACUUUCACGCUGUUAAAAUCCGCUGUGUCAUCUGAUUAAGAUUUAAGAAAAGCACAAGCUUCUUCCCCUGCCAUCUUGCUGGUUUCCACUGAUCAGGCUCUCCUCUCAUUCCUUUGAUCACCUUCUCCUCUGAGGGAGCUCCUGUCUCGCCACCAUGCCAAAGAACACCAAGGUGACCCAGCGAGAGCACAGCAAUGAGCCAGUGACCGAGUCGGUGGCCGACCUGCUGUCCCUGGAGCACCCCAUGGACUAUAAGAGCAGCCAGAUGAGCAUGGGUCUGAGUCCAGGCUCCACGGCUCCAGGAAAGGCCCUGCUGCCUUCCCCUGACCCGGACGCCGAGGACGGCCGGCCGGCGUGGAACAACAAGCUGGAGUACAUCCUGGCCCAGGUGGGCUUCUCCGUCGGUCUGGGAAACGUCUGGAGGUUUCCUUACCUGUGCCAGAAAAAUGGAGGAGGUGCCUACCUGGUGCCUUACUUCAUCCUCCUCCUCCUCAUCGGCAUCCCCCUGUUCUUCCUGGAGCUGGCUGUGGGUCAGAGGAUCAGACGUGGCAGCAUCGGGGUGUGGAACUACGUCUACCCUCGGCUGGGGGGCAUCGGGGUUUCCAGCCUCAUGGUUUGCGGUUUCGUGGGCCUCUACUAUAAUGUGAUUAUCGGCUGGAGCAUCUUCUAUUUCUUCCAGUCUUUUCAGUAUCCACUGCCUUGGGCUGAGUGCCCCAUCGAGAGAAAUGGAACCCAAGCCAUCGUGGUGCCAGAGUGUGAGAAGAGUUCAGCCACCACUUAUUUCUGGUACCGUCAGACUCUGAACAUCACCAGCACCAUCGACGACACCGGCGGUCUGAACUGGAAGAUGACUCUGUCCCUGCUGGUUGCUUGGAUCAUGGUCUGCCUGGCCGUCAUCAAGGGCAUCCAGUCCUCUGGGAAGGUGAUGUACUUCAGCUCCCUGUUCCCGUAUGUGGUGCUUCUCUGCUUCCUGGUCCGAGGUUUGCUGCUGAAGGGAGCCGUGGACGGCAUCGCUCACAUGUUCACCCCCAAGCUGGAGAAGAUGUUGGAGCCGCAGGUGUGGAGAGAAGCAGCCACGCAGGUUUUUUUUGCUCUGGGUCUCGGUUUCGGAGGCGUCAUCGCUUUCUCCAGCUACAACAAGAGAGACAAUAACUGCCACUUCGAUGCAGCGCUGGUGUCCAUCAUCAACUUUGUGACGUCCAUCUUAGCCACGUUAGUGGUGUUUGCCGUCCUAGGGUUCAAAGCGAACGUCAUGAACGAGAAGUGUGUCGUUGAAAAUGCAGAGAAGAUCCUGGGUUACCUGAACACAGGUGUGCUGAGCAGAGAGCUCAUCCCUCCUCACAUCAACUUCUCCCACCUGUCGGCUCAGGAUUAUGCAGAAAUGUAUGGAGUCAUUAAAACGGUGAAGGAGGACAACUUUGGCCAGCUGGGCCUCGAUGCUUGUGUCCUGGAGGAUGAACUCAACAAGGCAGUUCAGGGCACUGGCCUGGCCUUCAUCGCCUUCACUGAGGCCAUGACCCACUUCCCUGCCAGUCCCUUCUGGUCCGUCAUGUUCUUCUUCAUGCUGAUCAACUUGGGCCUUGGUAGCAUGAUCGGCACAAUGACCGGCAUCACCACCCCCAUACUGGACGCAUUCAAGAUCCGUAAAGAGAUCCUGUGUGUGGUUUGCUGCAUCAUCGCCUUCCUGUUAGGCUUACUGUUUGUGCAGCGUUCAGGGAACUACUUUGUCACCAUGUUUGACGACUACUCUGCUGGUUUGCCUCUCACUGUGGUGGUGAUCCUGGAGAAUGUCUCUGUAGCCUGGAUUUACGGCACUAAGAGGUUCAUGCAGGACCUGGAGGACAUGCUUGGUUUCAGGCCAUAUUCCUUCUAUUACUACAUGUGGAGAUACGUGUCACCUGCUGUUUUGGUGGUGCUGAUCGUGGCAACCGUGAUCGAGAUGGCCGUCAGUCCUGCAGGAUACAACGCCUGGGUGGAGUCUGAGGGUUCAGAGCGUUUCCACAGUUACCCUCCCUGGGCUUUAGCUAUGGCCUACGCCCUCAUCGUGGUCGCCAUGCUGCCUCUGCCCCUCGUCUUCAUCGUCCGCCACUUCAACCUGAUCUCCGACGGCUCCAACAAGCUCUCCGUCUCCUACCGCAAGGGCAUGAUGAAGGACAUGUCCAACCUGGAGGAGCAGGACGAGCAGCGCUUCAUCCUCAGCAAGAACCCCAGCGAGGCUCCGUCCCCCAUGCCGGCCCACCGCGCCUACCUGGGCCCCGGCGGCACCCAGGAGAUGACCAACACCAACUACGGCACCAGCACCAAGACAGGCUACCAGAACAUCGGCUCGCCCGAGUCUGAGCUAUGAUCCACUGAGCUCAUCGAUCUUCCCGUCCAGUAAGCCCUGCUUGAAGAGAGGAAGAGGGAGAGAGAGAAUUCACUUGCAGCAUUCAUCACACCUUAACCCCCAGAGCUAAAUCCCUCAAUUCCCCUCUUUCCCGCUCCAUCGCCCCUCACCUGUGGUUGUUCCCUUCUCGCCUGUCGUAGGAACCGUGCUGCUAAUGGCCUGUCAGUCCCAGCUGGGAUGAAGGGAUCAUGGGAAUGUGAGUCCCAACUAACACCACAACCUGUUUUUUCCAUCUGUGGAGGCAUUAGAGGGAGGGACAGACGGGAACAAAGAAGCGAAGGAAGUGUAGAGAGGUCUUCUGUGGGCUUAGAAAUGGGUUUUGUUUGGUAAUAAGCUCUGGUUGAGGUUGACGUGGCUGCAAUGCUGAAACGCUUUACAUUGUACCAGUUUGUGCUUCUUCCGAUUCAGUUGGAGAGGAUUGUUAUUGGUGGGUGACGGGAUGGAAGGAGACUCACUCAUUACCCUGAUCUACAUCACGGUAUGAGAACAUUUCUCACCUAGAAAACAAAAUAAUUACAAAUACAACCAUAAAAUGUCAUAAGUGAUAGUAUAAACAGUGUUACAAGCACAUUCUCUGAGUUUAUUGUGCCUAUCAUGCAUCAGCAAUAAUAACCAAUCACAGUAGGAUCCUCAUGAAGCUGUGGAUCUCCUUCUAUCUCUAUGCUCCCACUGAUGUAGAAUACUGUACAUAUGUGUUGUGCAAUUGAUGUCACCGUAAAAAUCGCGCAUAUACACUGCAAUACUGCAAAACAGCAGGAGGCAGCUUCUUGCCUCUUUCAUUCCACAGAAGCACAGACGCCUGCUAUCGUUGAGAGCAUCUCUGAGCCUUAACACAGAGCAGCACUUUUUCUUUUAAACAGCCCUUCAGUUGUUGCCAGCAGCACUGCACACAUCCCUGUUCCAGUCGCGGCUGGCUUAGACAAAGCUUUUCCAUUUUAAUCAAUCAUUUUAAUCAGCCGUUUCCAUUUUAAUGAACGCUUUAGAAGGGCAGCAGGAACAAGCAGAGCGGCUCGUGCUUGGAAGUUUUCCGCGUGCAGAUGUGCAAAUGUGUCAACGUGUUGUCCGCCGCCGAAACCAGAGCUCCCGGUGACCCUGCCGGUUUAAAAAUAGAGCUGCGUUACCCAGGGGAAGCCGUGGCAACGCAGCAGAGAUACAAAUCCUCUUCUGAUGUGAAGGAGAGAGGAGAGAGCGACACCUCGCUUUGUCUGCUCCACCUGCACAGCUGUUUGUUCAGCCAGACGGAGACAUUUUAGGCCCUACAUGGAUGUCUCUCUCUGACUGAAUGAGAGGUUCACUGCCCUACUGUGCUGAGGAUUGAUCAUACCUCAUCCCUGAGAGGAUGACAUUUAGGUUUUACUGUUGUGCAUUCCUCCAAUUGUGACCACUAUGUAGAAUUCCAUGAGCACUACAAGCUACACUUUGAUGUCUUUUUUGUGAACUGAGGUGUGAAAACAGAAGCCUUUUUGUUUUUAUUUUUUUAAAUGUAUAAUCUCGUAUGACAGUGUAUGUUUUGGGGUAUCGUGUGGAAACGUACCGUGAUCUAAAUGUGUGGAAUAAGUGGUAAUAUUUGGUUUUCACCACUGGGGGUCUCUGCUGGCCAGCGGAGGAACCCCUCCCUGAGACGAGACCAAUACUUGAGACUGAACAGAUGUGGUGAGAAGCACAGUCAGUCACAUUGUUUGGUGCCUGAACAGCAUCUGUGUUGUCGGUUUGCCUUAUGCGUUUGUCAUAUUUUUAUGUUGUUGUCGUCGUUGUUGAUUAUUUAGUGAGCUUAUUAUGUAGAGUGUGGACCAAUGUUUCAUCUCGUCCACUUGAGCACUUUAAUUAGGUAGAGACCCUGGAGUAGUUUGUUAAGAAUAAGCUUGAAAAAAUUACAUAUAUUAAGAACAAGGGGCAGCUAGGUAUCUAUAUGAUAGAAAUGAAUGAGUGACCAUGGAAGGCACAAGACUCAAAUGUAUCACAAGCCAGGAUUCAAGGUUCUUAUUUAUGUUCUUACAGAAGGUUUAUGAUCACAUGAAUGAUAACAAUGUUAGCGUUUUAAAAGGUCAUCGUCUGGCAUCAUAUGAUGUUAAAUUCUGCCCCAAUGCAUUACUGACUCUGAACCUACCGCUUCCUCUGGUGGGUUUUACUAAUUCAUGUCCUGUUUUCCGUAAUGUAAGUGCAGAGCCAUCCCUAUGUUGUGGUCAUGUAGCCUCAAAGACGCUUCAACUCAGGUUUCAGGCUACAAUAAGUCAUCACAUCACUACAGUGACUGUGCUAAAUUGCUUAGUACAGUAUAUUGUGAUGGUAAAUUGGUACAGUUUCCACAGAUCUACCACAAAUUCCCUAAAAUCAUUUAUUUUCUCCUUGACAUUUAUAGAUUUGUUUGUUGUUUAACUAGUUUAUAGUAAGGAACGACCAAUAUGGGGUUUGUAGAUACCGAUUAUUGGUUAUCAAAAAGGCCGAUAACUGAUAUUUGGAACCAAUUUGUGUUAAAUGUAAUGUCUGAACAGCAUGUGACUGCAGAGAACCUGUCAUUCAUAACUAGGCUUUUUCAUUAAUAAGGCUGAGUAGAACUAGGAGUGAUUAAAUGAACUCCCCUAUUUAUAGGGACAUCAACGAUCAACUGGGAAUGAUCAGUUCGUCUCCUGCAGUUACGUCUGCUUAUAAUCUCUGUUUUCUUAAUCUUUCACUGUUCUGUCACUUUAGUCAGCCACUAAGGUCCAUAUCUCAUAGCAUUAUUAAUUAUUGUUUGCCAGACUCUGUUUCAUGUUAAUCUGUGGCUGCCUUCUAACUUAGCUGCUAGCCGUUAGCGUAACCUUAGCCACUGAGAGAAAAGCUAAUUUCCCGGUUUGUGGAAAAAAACAGUGUUUCAUGUUCAGUCUCUGCUUGAGUGACGACAGACAUAGAGAAGAGGCUGCAUCAGACCUGAAGUAGCACAUUUAAUUUAUCAGUAAUCGGUGAAGAAAAAUACCGACAAUCAGAAAAAUGCCAGGCCGAUAAUUCAUCUAAGUGAUAAUAGUUUGCAUUACAGACUGCAUUUAAGUGCAUUUGAAGUGCAUUCAAAUGAGCAUGUAAAUGCUGUGAACGUCUUCAGAUGUGAGAUUGUAACAGACAAAUCUUCUGCAGCUCGUGAUACAAAAUGACCUGAUAUGAAAGCACUCACCUGCUUAAAAACUUAGAGUUAAAGCACAUUUUGGAAAAGCACAGGGCCAUGAGCACAAAGGAGUUUUUACUUCUUAUUACAAGCAAUGAAUUUCACCAGGCAAAGUGCUAAAAGUCGGUCUGGACAAGUCUUAUAGAUCAUAGUGGUUACGCUCUGACUUCUGCAUUCUAUAAGAAGUCACCGACUGUUUGACUGUAACAAUGAGACUGAAACGCACUGCCGUCUUCAUAAAUCUGCACCACAGAAAGCACCUGUAGCUGCACACAGAUCUGCACAAUACACCUGUUUAGAUGAUGCAUUGGGUCUAGUACAAAUAGAGCACAAUCACAGCACGAGUUCAUUGAGAUGUAAUAGCACACAUUGAAACUCUCUUCUGCUAUUGGUCCAAACUUUGCCAAUGAAGAGGUAUUUGAUUUAUUCUGGAAAACAAAGCUCCAGGGUCUCUCUGUCUUGUCCAUGUGUCAGCCGUGUUGAGCGCAACCUCUAAAGGUUAAAUCAAUUUAAAUUACCGAGAUUAACUUGACAAAAGUGGAGUAAAAGUGAAUUUAUUUAACUGUGCAAAAUAGUCUUUAUGUGACUAACCAUAGUUCUAUUUAUAGUAUUUAAGACCAUGUAUUUAACCUGUACAUAUCGAUGUACAUUCUGAUAAAUUCACACCGAGUAUCUAUAGUAAGAGUGACAGAGUGUAUACUUAAGCUGUAAAUAAUAAUUGUAUAUUUUGAGAUAUUUUUUGAUUUUUGUACCGUCAGUAACGUUACUUUGGCGUCUGUUGGUGUUUGUGUGUGUGAUUGUUCUCACUAAAAAUAGCUGCGUGCCUGUGAGUGUUUGCGUGUGUGUGUGUAUAAAAGUGUGUGUGUGCGUGUGUGAAGUAAAAGUAUAUGUAGGUUUUUUGGUGUUUAAAUGUGUGUUUCUUUUUCCUCUCUCAGUGUUGUGUGCUGCUGAUCUAAUCCAAUAGAUAAAAUCCUGUUGUUACAGUGGACUGGGGCCACUAAUGUGAGCGGUCUCUUCCCUUUUGUGUUUCUCACUGGAACUGCGCUGGUUUCUUCCAGUACAAAACACAAUCAAGAAGAAAAUGUUUGACUGUAACAAUGAGACAGAAACUUAGAUUUUUUUUGUUUCAAUGAAGAGAGCUAUAAACUGUACAAACAUGAUGGAACAGGAAAUUAAAAUUAAACCACUUUUAUGAAACGGA